Molecule: messenger RNA, 984 nt
Organism: Petromyzon marinus (sea lamprey)
Lineage: Eukaryota; Metazoa; Chordata; Hyperoartia; Petromyzontiformes; Petromyzontidae
Source: RefSeq, a predicted model, not a curated record
CUUAUCCUGACCUGUGACCCCGUACCCCCCGUGCGCGCAGACCUCAACCCGCUGGACUGGAGUGUGGACAACGUCGUGUGUGUGGCGCUGGGCCACGCUGGGACGUAUCUGUGGGACGCAGAAACGGGGAAUGUGACCCAGCACAUGAAGAUGGAGGGGCGGUAUUACCCCUCGUCCCUCUCAUGGGUACCAACUAGAGGCAACAUCCUCGCCAUAGGAACAAGUUUCAACACCGUGCAGAUCUGGGACGUGGAGCGCAACAAGUGUUUAAGGAGUAUGCAGGGCCACAUGGGGCGUGUGAGCUCCCUGUUCUGGAACGGACACCUCCUGUCAAGUGGGUCCCGCUCGGGUCAGAUCCACCACGAUGACGUGCGGAUGAUGCAGCAUCACGUCGCCACACUGAGUGGCCACUCCCAGGAGGUGUGCGGCUUGGCGUGGUCCCCUUGCGGACGCCUGCUGGCCAGCGGAAGCAGCGACAGAAAACUCCUCCUGUGGGCCAACGGCAUCACAUCCUCGGCACCCCUCCGUGCCCUCCGGCAGCACACGGCCGCCGUCAAGGCACUCGCGUGGUGUCCGUGGCAAGCGAGUUUGCUGGCGAGUGGGGGUGGAGCAAACGACCACCACAUUCGCCUGUGGAAUGUCAACACGGGAAUCUGCUUCAAGGCAGUGGACGCGGUGUCUCAGGUGUGCUCCGUCUUGUGGUCGAGCGAGCACAAGGAGCUGCUCUCCGCCCAUGGCUACCCCAGGAACCAACUCGCACUGUGGGCCUACCCAGAGAUGGUGCCCAUCGCCGAGCUCUUAGGCCAUACAGGCCGCGUGCUGCAGGUUGCAGCGAGCCCCGACGGAUCCUCCGUGAUGUCACUUGGUGCUGAUGAGAGCCUGCGCCUGUGGCGCUGCUUCCAGGGGGACAAGUCGCGGAAGAAGAAGCAGCAGCAGCUGGAAGGCGCCAAUACGGGGAGGCUCUCACAGAACUGCUUGCGCUAG